This is a messenger RNA of Callorhinchus milii (elephant shark), 1230 nucleotides long. Its product is annotated as chymotrypsin-like protease CTRL-1. The transcript is spliced from 5 exons. NCBI's taxonomy places the organism in Eukaryota, Metazoa, Chordata, Chondrichthyes, Chimaeriformes, Callorhinchidae. The record is from RefSeq and is a predicted model, not a curated record. Gene Ontology annotation, biological process: proteolysis. The coding region runs from base 1 to 1230 and encodes 409 amino acids. Gene Ontology annotation, molecular function: serine-type endopeptidase activity.
AUGCCAGCCCCCUGCCUGCUGGCCAUCCUCGUCUGGGCCAGUGUGGGCUGGGCCAGCGAGGGCAGCCACGAGUGUGGGGAGCGAGUGACGGAGGCUGCUCUGGCUCAGGCCGGGGACAGAGCUGGACUGGGGGAGUUCCCCUGGCAGGUCUCCCUCACCCAUAGCGGCCAGCAUCAGUGCGGAGGCUCCCUCAUCAGCCACGUCUGGAUCGUCACAGGAGCUCGGUGUGUCAGCAACAGAGCAGCGGCUAAUUUGAGUGUUCAGGUCGGGUUGGUUGACCUGAAGGGGCAGAAGGUCAGCCACGAGGUGGGGAAGAUAAUCUGUCACGAGGACUAUGAGCCCUUGUCUUCCCGGGCGGACAUCGCUCUUCUCCAGCUGAGAAUCCCCGUUAAGUUCAGCAACUCAGUCUCCGCUGUUUGCUUCCCCGACAACAACUUCCUCGAUCCCCAGGAAAUCCAGAACUGCUGGGUGUCUGGCUGGAGCCUUCUGUCUGAAGGUCCCGGUAGCCAUACCCAGUUCCUGCAGAAGUUGAGGACUCACUACGUCAACAGGACACAGUGUGCGGAGAUCUGGGGGCCGAGGCUACUCAGCAGUAUGAUCUGCACUCAUAACCCCAACCCCAACUGCACCGGAGAAGCAGGGGGGCCACUGGUUUGCCAGGACACACACAGUCAGCGCUGGGUGCUGGUGGGCACGAGGAGCCUCGUCGAGGAGAGUUGCCAGCCGGCUGAGGUCCACACCAGCGUGGCCCAGUUCAUCGACUGGAUACGGAGAGUCACCUCGGCCGCGGGUAAACCUUUCAUCCCCUUCGUGCCCCCUUCGCCCGCCAGGGACUGGACACAGGAGAUGAUCAUCGAGCAUUUGGCUCAGUCUCUGAACUCGCCAGACACCACAUCCACACAACUUCCCCCCAAACCCCAGCCCACGGAGCGACCAGCCAAGCCCACCCAACCUGCCCCCCAGCCCAACUCCAAGCACAAGCGCCAGCACACCCAGCAAUCAGCCAAGUCCACCCAGCAAUCAUGGGCUCACAAGCACCCCACAUUCAGGCCUGAGCUGAGCGAUGGCACUGCCCAGCGAGCCUGGAGUUGGCUCGACCGCUUCAGCCCUGAGACUUUAGCCAAGCGAGACGUGACCUCCAGCGGGGGGAUGAGGGGCCCCUCCCUGCUCCUGGGGGCUGCCUGCUCAGCUCUUGGCCUCCACUGGCUCCGCCUGCCCCCCGCAGCCUGA